UUGGGGAAAUUUGUGUCGUGGAAAUUGAAAAGACGGAGGGUUGUACUUUAACCGCAGUAAUGCAGAGUUCCCAGUCUUUUAUUAUCAGUGUGGUUGACUAAUAAUAGCUAGCGACGUGAUGCAAAGUGCAGUAGUGGUGCUGACUAGCUAGCUACGUCGCUAACGACGGUACCCUUUUCAGUUGGGCCUCACGCUAGCUACUGUAGCUUGUACUGGCCUGUCUAGCUAACGCACACUGCUAGCAAUUCAAAUAGUUGCUGGCUGGUUAGCUGUGUAUAAACGCCUGACACUGGAAGUUAGCUGUGUAGCUCCAUGUAUGUCCACAUCAACUGUUAUUCUAUCAGGGCUAACUAACCAACAGCUAGCUAACUACCUUGCAUAGCUUGAUCAGCCAACCAACGGUACAGAGCUGCACUGUCAUCAUCUCCCGAUUCGGCCUGGUAUCGCGGGUUGGAAUAACACUAUAAUCAGGAUUGGAACUCAGCUGAGCACAAGACGAGUCUGACAUAGAAAACCCUGAAGCAAGCCGAAUGAAGCGUGCAGCCGCCAAGCAUCUAAUAGAGCGCUACUACCACCAGUUAACCGAGGGCUGUGGCAAUGACUCCUGCUCAAAUGCAUGGUGUGCCUCAUCCUUGGGUUUCCACCGCAUGGACAACAAUGCAGCGGCUGUCAAGGCCCUGGAGCUCUACAAGAUCAACGCCAAGCUGUGCGACCCCCACCCGUCGAAGAAAGGCACCACUUCUGCCUACCUGGAGAGCAGCAACCACAACAACUCUGCAUGCAGCAACAGGAAAAUGAACCACAAGGACAUGCAUUUUGUGAGGGAGGACUUCAAAGACGUCAGUUAUCUGACAGAGGAGAAGGUGUACGAGAUCCUCGACAUCUGCGGGGAGAAGGAGGACUUCUCCCCCCUCAUUCGCGUCAUCGGCCGGGUGUUCUCCAGCGCGGAGGGCCUGGUGCAGAGCUUCCGGAGGUCCAAACCCCACACCAAGGAGGAGCUCAAGUCCCUCCAGGGAAAGGACGAGGACAAGGACGAGGACGAGAAAGAGGCGGCGGCCUGCUCGGCCACAGCCAUGGAGGAGGACUCCCCAGCCUCCUCCUCGUCCUCCAGGCUGGGGGAAGGCGCCUCCACAGGGGACAGCGACGUCCAGAAGCUGGGCCCCGACGAGGUGUCGGUGGACAUCGACGCCAUCCGCCGGGUCUACUGUCGCCUGCUUUCAAACGAGAAAAUCGAAGCGGCCUUUCUCAACGCUCUGGUUUACUUGUCACCGAACGUCGAAUGCGAUCUGACGUACCACAACGUUUAUUCCCGGGACCCUAACUACCUGAAUCUGUUUGUCAUCGUCAUGGAAAACAGCAACCUCCACAGCCCAGAGUACCUGGAGAUCGCCCUGCCCCAGUUCUGCAAGGCCAUGAGCAAGCUGCCAUUGCCGGCCCUGGCCAAGCUGGCCCGCCUGUGGUCGCGCUACAGCGCCGAGCAGAUCCGCCGCAUGAUGGAGACCUUCCAGCAGCUCAUCACCUACAAGGUGAUCAGCAACGAGUUCAGCAACCGCAACCUGGUGAACGACGACGACGCGGUGGUGGCCGCCACCAAGUGCUUGAAGAUCGUCUACUAUGCAAACGUCCUGGGCGGGGACCUGGACAUGGAGCACAACGAGGAGGAGGACGACGAGCCCAUCCCCGAGUCCAGCGAGCUGACCCUGCAGGAGCUGCUGGGGGAGGAGCGCCGGAACAAGAAGGGCCCCCGGGUGGACCCCCUGGAGACGGAGCUGGGCAUCCGCACCAACGACUGCCGGCGGCCGCUCAUCCCCUUCGAGGAGUUUGUCAACGAGCCGCUGAACGAGGUGCUGGAGAUGGACAAGGACUACACCUUUUUCAAGGUGGAGACCGAGAACAAGUUCUCCUUCAUGACCUGCCCGUUCAUCCUCAACGCCGUCACCAAAAACCUGGGCCUGUACUACGACAACCGCAUCCGCAUGUACAGCGAGCGGCGCAUCACCGUGCUGUACAGCCUGGUGCAGGGCCAGCAGCUCAACCCCUACCUGAGGCUGAAGGUUCGCAGGGACCACAUCAUCGAUGAUGCCCUGGUCAGGCUUGAGAUGAUAGCCAUGGAGAAUCCUGCAGACUUGAAGAAGCAGCUGUAUGUGGAAUUUGAAGGAGAGCAAGGUGUAGAUGAAGGUGGCGUUUCCAAAGAGUUCUUUCAGCUGGUGGUGGAGGAGAUCUUUAACCCAGAUAUCGGAAUGUUCACAUAUGAUGAGCGCACAAAGUUGUUUUGGUUCAACCCUUCCUCGUUCGAGAACGAGGGUCAGUUCACCCUCAUCGGCAUAGUCCUGGGCCUGGCCAUAUACAACAACUGCAUCCUGGAUGUUCACUUCCCCAUGGUGGUCUACAGAAAGCUCAUGGGCAAGAAAGGAACCUUCAGGGACCUCGCAGACUCAAAUCCAGUUUUGUUCCAGAGUCUUAAUGAGCUGCUAGAUUACGAGGGCAACGUGGAAGACGACAUGAUGAUCACCUUCCAGAUCACCCAGUCGGACCUCUUCGGGAACCCCCUCAUGCACGACUUAAGGGAAAAUGGAGACAAGAUCCCGGUCACCAAUGACAACAGAAAAGACUUUGUGGCUCAGUAUGCAGAGCACAUGCUCAACAAGAGUGUGGAGAAGCAGUUCAAAGCCUUCAGGAGAGGCUUUCACAUGGUCACCAACGAGUCGCCUCUGAAAUAUUUAUUUCGGCCGGAGGAGAUAGAGCUGCUCAUCUGUGGAAGCAGGAACCUAGACUUUCAAGCACUUGAAGAAACGACAGAGUAUGACGGAGGCUAUAACAGAGAUUCCCGGAUCAUCAAGGAGUUCUGGGAGACGUUGCACUUGUUCGGUGAGGAGCAGAAGAGGCUGUUCCUGCAGUUCACCACAGGCACAGACCGCGCCCCUGUGGGAGGCCUGGGCAAGCUCAAGAUGAUCAUCGCCAAGAACGGCCCCGACACAGACAGGUUACCCACGUCUCACACCUGCUUCAACGUGCUGCUGCUUCCAGAGUACAGCACCAGGGAGAAGCUGAAAGAGAGACUGCUCAAAGCCAUCACCUACGCCAAAGGGUUCGGCAUGCUCUGAGGCCGUUCCCACAUACACUGCAAAAGGACUCCUUUUCAGAAUGCCCCAUGUUCGCCCCGCCCCCUUAUUAUCUGAAAAAGAAACUAUGACAACACCGAUCAUGACAGAUUCCGAAAGAUCAGAAAAUAAGCAAGAAAUGGUUCAUAAGGUAGAGCGCUCUAGUAGUCCUCCCAGAUCAGUUGCAGCAGAGAAACAUGAAUGUGUUCCGACAGCCCCCACCCCCCGCCACCACGUUGUGUGAAUGAGUUCUACACCCACACAUUUCUUUUGGUUUCUUUGUACAGAGAGGAUUUCUUUUCCCCCUUAUUAUUAUUUAUUUUAAGGUUGAAAUCAGUUAUUUUUUCACGCCUGCCUGGAUUGUCCCAUUUUUAUUUGGUUGGAAGGCAAGGACUGGGUUUAUUUGAUGUGAUUUGGGAAAAUGAACAAACAAAUAAACAAGACCCUUGCCCCUUG
Osmerus eperlanus (European smelt) is the source of this 3557-nucleotide messenger RNA. Its product is annotated as ubiquitin-protein ligase E3A. Gene Ontology annotation, molecular function: ubiquitin protein ligase activity. Bases 531 to 3104 code for a protein of 857 amino acids. The record is from RefSeq and is a predicted model, not a curated record. The transcript is spliced from 11 exons. Lineage: Eukaryota; Metazoa; Chordata; Actinopteri; Osmeriformes; Osmeridae. Gene Ontology annotation, biological process: protein polyubiquitination; ubiquitin-dependent protein catabolic process.